Messenger RNA from Clupea harengus (Atlantic herring), 1936 nucleotides. RefSeq names its product protein LBH. Lineage: Eukaryota; Metazoa; Chordata; Actinopteri; Clupeiformes; Clupeidae. The record is from RefSeq and is a predicted model, not a curated record.
UUAGAUUGGCAAUUGUAAAUUGAUGUGGUCUGUUAUUCACGAAUCUGGAGGUGCUCAAAUUAAACCCCAGUGUCUGAGAUCACGACUGAUCUGGUCACGAUUUACAAGCACAGGCUACCAACAGCCGACAAAAAUAAUUCGAAGCUGACAUCUGUGCUUUAUUGUUGUAAUAAGAUAUUUUAGGAUACACCCUCUCUCUCUCUCUCUUUUUCGCUCUCUGUCUAUCUCUCCCCCGUGCUCUCUCACUCACUGACACACACACGCACAUACAGCCACACCAUACACCCAUCAUAGCCUGCGCAAUCCACACAGACGCUCUUGUUCAUCUUGUCACUUUGAGAGCGCGAGAGACUACACGCUACAGCCGCACCAACUUUGCCGAGCCGAGCGCGCGGAGUCUGGGAUCGGAGACGCGUUUCGGAGACGCUAUCAAGCUUCUGUUACCGGACUACCUGCUGCACGACUUAGAUCUCGACUGAUACAGUAGCUGUCGGAAUUGAGAGACGACACGCCAUGACAGAGGUGAUGAACACCUGUGAGUCGACGGUGGGGGACUUUGGAGUUGCGGCCACCCCGGGAGACCAAAGCAUCUCAUUUCAGAUCUUUCCGGACUCCCACGAGCGUUUCCCUAAGCUGUCCAAGCGGCUGCCAUCCAUCGUGGUGGAGCCCACGGAGAGUGGAGAGGUGGAGAGCGGGGAACUCCGCUGGCCCCCAGUCGACCUGAGCUCCACGGACGACCCCCAGAACACUUCAAUCCACGCCGCAGAUGAGCAGCAGCCAGGUGACACGGAGGAGGAGGAGGAGGAGGAGGAGGAAGAGGAGGUGGAGGAGGAGGAGGAGAAGGACAGGGCGACGGUAGGGACCUCAAACUGACAGACUGAAGUUGGCACCAAUCCAGCGUUUCACUGUGAAUGUCUCUGAGAGACGGGUGGCGUGACGGAGAUGGGGCUUGUGUUAUGGCCCGCCCUACAUCACCACAAGGACCGCCCACCUCAAAGGGAACCUCCACCUCCUUGGAUGGAACUGCUGACUGACAGAAAGUCUUUACUGAAAUAGCUCACCUGUGCCAAACACUAGAUGUAGCCUGCUACUGUGAUCGAGUCAUCAAUUUUGGAUUGUUUCCUCUUUUAUUUUUUGAAUAUCAACAGUCCUCUAGUGUGCAUUUUAAAAUUCAGUUAUUCAUGUAAAGAUAUUCUGGCAUAUAUGUACAAAACUGAUCAUGUGUAGUUUCUUUUGACCAAAGUCUACAGUCUACAUUGUCAGAAACAAUUGUAGUUUUCAGGAAUAUAGAGGGUGAAAAUUAUUUUAUUUAAUAUAUGUCAGUUGACUGCAAAUAUUAUAUAUAUAUAUCAGUUUUUGCCUUUACACGGGGGCUUAAUAGAUUAAUAUCAAUGUGUAUGUAGCUGUUGCUGAGUUGGUGUCAAUCUAUUUAAUGACAUGAAAUGGAUGUGAUUUUGAUUCUGUAAAUAUUUGCGAUGAUGUCACUGUGGAUUAGCUCCUGUAGCAGACCACAUCUAAUUCUGUUUCAAUUGCAAUACGCUUCAUCAGUGCAUCACCCUGACUCUUCCUUUACGCUUGUCUAGAGGUCGAUUCUUGUCUAACUUACCAUAAACAACUCAUCCAGUGCAACGCUGUUCUUUUUCGUGCUGCUGCUGCUGCUUGCCUGUAAAAUAUUUUCAGAUUUGUAUACAUUUCUGCUUCUCUGAGCGACUCAGUGUUGUGUUUGUAUGUCUCUCGUCAACACACUUGUCACUGCUUCUCUCAGCAACCUGAAAAACAGGCUUGCAUAGCAUUUUGCAGUCAGCCAUUGGCAGCACCAAGUAUUUCCCUUUCAUCUGUAUGCUUUUAAGGCUAUCUUUCUUAGUUUUACUGCUAAAGUUUUAACAGAGUUGUAGUGUUCUUUAUGAAAAUCACAUUAAAGACUGAAUGAUUAUAA